This is a messenger RNA of Larimichthys crocea (large yellow croaker), 1438 nucleotides long. It is a transcript of the gene psmd8, whose product is annotated as proteasome 26S subunit, non-ATPase 8. Bases 66 to 863 code for a protein of 265 amino acids. The transcript is spliced from 7 exons. Gene Ontology annotation, biological process: proteasome-mediated ubiquitin-dependent protein catabolic process. Lineage: Eukaryota; Metazoa; Chordata; Actinopteri; Sciaenidae. The record is from RefSeq and is a predicted model, not a curated record. Gene Ontology annotation, cellular component: proteasome regulatory particle, lid subcomplex; proteasome regulatory particle; cytosol.
ACACCCAUACGUCAUUGAAAUGACCGUAUUCCGUCGGCCGGUGUCGUACAUUUUGCAGAAUCACCAUGGCGCUGAAAGAGACCGCUGGGCUGUACGAGACGCUGAAGGCGGAGUGGAACAAGAAAAACCCAAAUCUGAGUAAAUGUGGAGAGCUGCUGAGCAAACUUAAGGUUUCGUUACUGGAGCUGAACUUUUUACCUACCGGUGGGUCUGCGCUCACAAAGCAGCAGCUCAUUUUAGCUCGUGAUGUCCUUGAAAUUGGAGCUUUGUGGAGCAUCCUCAAGAAGGACAUCCCAUCCUUUGAGAGAUACAUGGCACAGCUAAAAUGUUACUACUUUGAUUACAAGGAAGAACUGCCCGAAGCUGCCUACAUGCACCAGUUACUUGGACUGAACCUCCUCUUCCUGCUGUCACAGAACCGCGUGUCCGAGUUUCACACAGAGCUCGAGAGGCUGAGUGCACGAGAUAUCCAGACCAACGUUUACAUCCGACACCCUGUGUCCUUAGAGCAGUACUUGAUGGAGGGAAGCUACAACAAGGUAUUUCUUGCCAAAGGAAACAUCCCCGCUGAGAGCUACACCUUUUUUAUAGAUAUUCUGCUUGACACAAUUCGUGAUGAGAUCGCAGGUUGCAUAGAGAAAGCAUAUGAGCAGAUCCAGUUCAAUGAAGCCACCCGUGUGCUUUUCUUCAGUUCCCCCAAAAAGAUGACUGAUUACGCCAAGAAGAGGGGCUGGAGUUUGAGCCCAGAUGGCUAUUACUCUUUCACCAGUCAGCAGCAGCGGACAGAAGAGGUGACCAUCCCCUCCACAGAGCUGGCACAACAGGUCAUCGAAUAUGCACGACAGCUGGAAAUGAUUGUGUAAUCCGCCCCCAGGAAAUACACUCAACCAUGUACAGACACACUCAGACACACACACACCGCUGAUCCAGCAUACAUCCAGUCAGCUCAAAUGCAGUUUCCCUGAGGAAUACGAAGUCAUUCAUUGCUGGAGAGGUUGAUUUGUUGCCAAUAUCAAAAAAAAAGAAAGAAAUUCAACAACGUUUAUAUUCCCUGUAUUAUUAUUAACCCUGUCCUGCAGCUCUUCCUGUCUGACGUGUGUUUUCUUUUUAAAAGAUGGGGAACAAAACUAUCACAGGUGACCAGUCUGUUCAGCAGUUGCUACACAUCUACCUUUUUAUUGAAGACAAAACUAUAAACACAACUCUUUUUUUUUUUUUUUUUUUUUUUUUCCCCCUAAAUUCAAGCAAACUUUUUUUUGUAUACAAAGUUCAUUUUCUCCUUAGUAGAGCUCACAGAAAUGUACUGCAGGCCUUGUAUCCUAGCAACUGAGAGAAUUGCUAUUGAAGUUUGAGUGUUUUCUAAAUGGUAAUGCCUCUUCCUCUCUAGAUGGUUUGUAAUCCAGUUGAUCUUGCAAUGCAAAUCUUUGUCUGCAAUAAA